Notechis scutatus (mainland tiger snake) is the source of this 756-nucleotide messenger RNA. NCBI's taxonomy places the organism in Eukaryota, Metazoa, Chordata, Lepidosauria, Squamata, Elapidae. The record is from RefSeq and is a predicted model, not a curated record.
AUGUAUGUUUUCCUAAUUCAGUCAGAAAUCCUUCGGUUGACCAGAAGUUUAAUGUCAGUCAGCACAGUCUCUGGGUUAAUUGCAGUUGCUUCCGUGCUCUUUACCAAGUCCAACUUAAAGCAUUCCAAGUGGCCUCUCUUUACCAAUCUUUUUACAGGAAUCAUAUCACUAAUCACGAUGGUGUUGUACGGCCUGUCCCUUCAAUUCAAAGGACUUCUUGGUCAUCCUGUUCCAGAUAUUACCGCACCAAUAUACAUCUCCUGGUGCUUUGUCCUGGGUUGUUUAGCUAGCCUCCUUUUCCUAUUGAAUGCCAAUGUCAAUGGUGCCAAGACCCUCCUGAUAAUGGCCCUUUUCUGUGGAUUCGUUGGGGCUUCAUUUAUGAGCAUCACUUAUCGUUACACCACCACUUCUGCCACAUACCGGUAUCUGGUGCCUGCUGUGGGAUCUUUCAUUGCAGCUGCCUUGGUGUUCCUCGGCCUAAGCAUUUACACCAUCCGGAUCUCCACACACGGCAUCAGCAGAACAUCUGCCGUCUCCUAUCAGUGGCCUUUCUAUCUGGCCUGGACCACUUGUCCCUUCCUUAUUUUAAGCGGUUUUCUAGGGCUUGUGGCCCACCAGCAUAUGUUGAUGCACGGAGCUGUUUUGUCUGACAAGGAAAGCAGAGAGUCUGUCACCUCCUCCAUCUGGAGCUCCUCCACCUCCUCUUCUCUCUUCUGGGAGGAAGGAGAGAAGGACAUGCAGAUCCCAAGGGCGUAA